Brenthis ino (lesser marbled fritillary) is the source of this 3228-nucleotide messenger RNA. Lineage: Eukaryota; Metazoa; Arthropoda; Insecta; Lepidoptera; Nymphalidae. The record is from the annotation of a GenBank genome assembly.
AUGGAGAAGAGGAAAGAGUCUUUGAAUAUAGUGAAAAUGUGCCGAUUUUGCCUCACUCAAAAUGAAUCAUUAGAAAGUUUGUAUGACAGGAACCGAUCAGGAAAGAAUUCUCAUAAUCUACAUUUAAAAAUUUUAUCGUGUGUCUCUAUUGAGAUAUAUCCAUCAGACAAAAUGCCAACAUUUAUUUGUGAACGCUGUAAAUUCUUUAUGAACCUUUUCUAUGAAUAUAAACAGAUAGUUCGCCAGGCUGAUGAAACAAUCUUACAAUAUAUACAACAUAAUUCUCCAAUGGAAAUUGUUACAUGGCCCACAACCCUUUCUAAAGUAUAUCGGAAAAUGAAUGAAAUUGAUAUUGUCAAAACACUCGAAGGUGGUGCUACUGUACAAGUUUCUUCUCAUGAUAACUCAGACACUGAUGAAGAAGAUGGAAAUGUUUAUAAUAUAAAGAUUGGUGAUGGUCCUGGUAAUGAAACAAAAACUGCUUGCGUUAAAAUUAUAACAAGUAAAGACAGCAAGGAAAUGAAAGAAGUUAUUGAAGAUACUAAUAUAAGGGGUAAAGAGCAGCGUGAGAAAGACACAUCUGAAAAAGGAUUGGAAGAUGGUUGUUGGGCCUGCGAUGAGUGUGACUGCACAUAUCCUCUGCAACAAUUGCUAGAACUUCACAAAUCCCAAAAACACAGAGAGCGUACAGUGGAAUGUGAGCAAUGUGAUGCGAAAUUUUUCACAAAAUAUGAUUUAUCAACACAUGUACUGAGGCACACAGAUGAAAUGCCAUUCCAGUGUGUUGCUUGUGACAAAAAGUUCAAGCGACAUAUCCUCCUAAAACGACAUGAAAAACUCAUUCAUUCAGACUUACCCCAACAAGUAUGUCCCAAUUGUCCGGCUUCUUUCUUAUCUAUAGAAGAGUUGGAGACUCAUAAAAAGAAGCAUAUUCGCGUUCUUCGACCAUUCAUUUGCAACAUGUGUGACAAAAAAUUCCACGAAAAGUCGACACUGCAAAGACAUAUAGAUGUCGUACACAACAAAGCAGCCACUCACUGUUGCGAGUACUGCCCCGAGCGGUUUGUGUCUGUGUCCAAGUUAGCAAGACAUGUGCGGUCUCACGCGGGUGAACGCCCCUACCCAUGCAAGUUUUGUGAUAAGACCUUUACGAAAUCACAUCAUUAUACGAGGCACUUGCGUCAAACGCACCGCGAGACGAUACGCGCCGGCCGCGGGCCCUUCGGCGAGAGCGAGCAGUACCGCUGCGAGCAGUGCGGCGACGCCUUCUCCACGCAGGACGACCUCAUCUACCACUCCGCCAUACACGCCACGCAGAACCUCACGUGCCCGCUCUGCCAGGAGAAGUUCGAGGAUGUGGACGCUGUCACUGCACAUAUUAAGUCGCAUGUUAAUGGUGUAGAGUUUAUGUGUGACUACUGUGAACUGGUUUUCACUACAAAAGAAAAACUUGACAACCACCAAGUGAUAGUGCACGAAGAGGAAAUACAGAGUGAAACAUGUCCAGACGAGUCGUCAAUAGAGAUUGUGGGGGACGAUGAAGAGGAUGACAAUGGAAUAAAUGUAAAAGAAGAGGGUGAUCACAUGAUAAUCGAGAUUAAAAAAGCAGAUGAGUUUAUGAUUAACAACGCAAAAGAAGAGCCUGAAGAAAAACCCGAAGCUAUAAAUUCUGAAGAAAGCGAGGCGGAAACAACGUAUGCGGAGUUAUCGACGGUAGAUACGCUAGCGUUAGUGAAUAAAAAUCCUGUCAAAGUUGUUCAAGAAAAGCCUGCACCUGCACCUGUAAUAGUAGCACAAAAAGAACUCUCUAAACCUGUGACAGCCAAAGUUAAAGACAAUCAGACUGUCAGCAUACUUCGAAAAGCUGAAGAAGUAAAACGCAAAGUAAUAUUACAACAAACAGAUGAUGGAAAUAAUGGAAAUAAUAGUGCAGUUGAAAAGAAGAAAGUUGUAGAUGAGAAGAAAGUUCUAGAAGAGAAGAAAAAUGUAGAAGACAAAAAAGUUUCAGAAGAGAAGAAAGUUCCAGAAGAGAAGAAAUCUGUAGAAGAGAAAUCAGCCAGUAAGGUAGAAACUUCAACUAGUGGUGGAACUAGUGAUAAAUCGCUACGUUUGCUAGAAAAGGAAUUGCAAGAUCUCAAAAGAACAAAUAGCCGUAACGAAGCAACUAAAACUCCAAUAAAAGUGACUGAAACUAUUAGAAAUAAACGCCUGCAACUUCACACAUCUACGCCAAAGUUAAAAUCUGUUGAAGAAAAAAAAAUGCCUGUUCUAAACAAAUCUUACGCAGUAGACAAAAAGCUAGAAAAACGCGUCAUAACCAAAGAGAAUAAAGAACCAAAAGAAGUGAAGGAAUCUAAAAGUAGUAAUGUUAGCAAUAAAGAAGAGAAAGAUAAGGACACACCAAAGAGUGUAAUCAAAAACGGUUCAAAUAGUGAUAAGAGCAAUUCUGAUGAUGUGAUCCGUCGAUCAACGCGACCGUCUAAAAUAAAGAACUACGCAAAAAUGAUACGUGACCGAUCGCAGGUGGACUCUGACGAGGAGUCCAGUAAUGAAGAUGACGAAGAGUAUAAAACUGUGGAAACUCGUCGAGUCCAAGUUCGUCGCGUGAGUUUAUCAAAACCGGCGCCCGCGCCUGCGCCUGCCGUCGCGCCGAGGAAACGAGGGCGACCAAGAAAAGGACCCCCCAAGGAAGUUCCGGCAAAAGUACGGAAAGAAGACAAUGAAGAAGUUGAAGACGAGAAAGAAGAGAACACUACACAAGAAUCUAGUAUCAUUAAAGAAGAUAAAGUAGAAAAUGCUACCAACAAUGUUCAGAGCAUUAAUAAAACUCCAGAACCCAAAAAUCCUCCGACCGACGUUCUUGUGUCGCCGACAGGGCAAACAUUGAAAAAGGUACCUAUAAAAGCUCUGCCACCCGGCGUAAAACCUUUACCUCUACCAUUAAACGCUAGACCUAUGCCGACAGGGGAACUAUGUGAAAUGCAAAUCGGCAAGAAAGUAGUGAAAGUGCAAAAAAUAGUAAUGACAAAAGCUGAGGUUGAAGCCAUGGCUAAAAAAGGUCUCGUGGAAAUGAAGGAUGGCACGAUGGUUUUAAAGCAAGGUAUCAAGCUUCCUACUGUCGAUUCAUCAUCUAUUAAAUCAAGUUUAAUUGGAGAAGAAGUUGGAAAAGAAUCUCCUACUAAAAAAGAUAAAGCAACGCCGACACGAUGUGAUCUUGGAGAAGAUUCA